Molecule: messenger RNA, 2605 nt
Organism: Calidris pugnax (ruff)
Lineage: Eukaryota; Metazoa; Chordata; Aves; Charadriiformes; Scolopacidae
Gene: DAO
Product: D-amino-acid oxidase
Exons: 11
Coding region: 178-1221 (347 amino acids)
Molecular function (GO): D-amino-acid oxidase activity; FAD binding
Source: RefSeq, a predicted model, not a curated record
UUUGGCCCCGCUGCCCAGGGGCGGGCUGUCAUCCCGCUGCCCUUGGCACUUAGACCUUGCACUGCAGGCGGUUUGCUGGGCUGUAAACAAGCUGCCCGGAGAAGGUGGUUUUGUUGAAGUCUCUGAAAACCGCAGCGGCUGCCCUGAGGACCACGCAUUCUGCAGAGAGCCGGAGCCAUGCGUGUGGCCAUCAUCGGGGCCGGGGUGAUCGGCCUCUCCACCGCCCUGUGCAUCCAUGAGCAGUACCACGGGCUGGUGCCCUCCUUGGAGAUGGAGGUCUAUGCCGACCGCUUCACACCCCACACCACCAGUGAUGGGGCAGCCGGCUUGUGGCAGCCCUACCUGAGCGACCACGGCAACCUGCAGGAGACGCUCUGGAAUAAAGAGACCUUUGAUUACCUCCUGGGACACCUGGGCUCGGCGGCAGCGAAGGAAAUGGGACUUUUCCUCAUUUCUGGCUACAACCUGUUCACGCAGCCGGUGCCGGACCCAUCUUGGAAGAACAUUGUCCUGGGCUUCAGGAACUUGACACCAAAAGAGCUUGAGCUCUUCCCUGGUUACAGCUAUGGUUGGUUCAACACGGCGCUGAUGCUGGAGUGCAGGAGCUACCUGCCGUGGCUCACCAACAGGUUAACGCAGAGAGGAGUGAAGUUCUUCCAUAAGAAGGUUGAAUCUUUCCAGGAGGUGUUUGCCCAGGGCGCAGACGUCGUGAUAAACUGCACCGGGGUGCGUGCUGGGGAGCUGCAGCCUGACCCAGAGCUACAGCCUGGCCGUGGGCAGAUCAUAAAGGUCCUGGCCCCGUGGGUGAAGCAUUUCAUCAUCACUCACGAUGUCAAAUCUGGUAUCUACAACUCGCCGUACGUCAUUCCAGGGAGCGAGUUCACAGUCUUGGGAGGGAUCUAUCAGCACGGCAACUGGAGUGAGGAAAACAGCGCCCAGGAUCACAAAACCAUCUGGGAGAACUGCUGCAGGCUGCUCCCCGCUCUCCAGAAAGCCAAGAUCGUGCAGGAGUGGAGUGGAUUGAGACCGGCACGUCCCCGUGUUCGCCUGGAGCGGGAGACCCUCCGCCACGGGCACUCCCAGGCAGAGGUGAUACACAACUACGGCCACGGCGGGUUCGGGAUCACCAUCCACUGGGGCUGUGCCAUGGCAGCAGCGCGGCUCUUCGGGACCAUCCUGCAGGAGAAGAAGCUGGCCAGCCCCCCGCAGCCCCGCUUGUGAGUUGCCAGCUCACCCGGGAUUACUGUGACAGCAGUAGCUUAGAAAUCACAGCAAGAAGAUGCCAAUAACACAGCGAUACACGUGGGCCUUUCAACCCUCCCCCCAAAUCUCCAAAACCAGUUCGUAGCAUCCACUUUUCAGGUUUCUGCCAGUUCUGUCGAUGCCAGUUGCCAGCCGGCCGAGUCCCCUCCACCCUGGCCUUCCACAGCCUACCUAAAGGAAGUGCUUGAAAAUAUGAACUCGUUAGCUGUGACGAAGCGCCCUUCUCUCCCCGGGGGAUCAGCCUGCAAAGGGCAGGCAGGGUUCAGCUGGAAUCGUGACAAUCCUGCAGUUCAUCUGCGCCACGGGACGGGACCUGAAACCGAGCCCGUGCCACCUGAGGUCUUCCCUGCCUGCUCCGACACCCGGCGUGUAAUUAGAUUUGCAAGCUUCCCCCCUCAGGAGGCAAAAGCUCCUUAGUAGGAAGAAGCUCUGAAGCUCCCCGGGAAGUAACGACAGCUCUAAAAGCACGUGUUUCGGUUACAAUUACGUGCUCACGUUCAUGCCAGGACAAAGCCCGGCUCCCCAGCACCUGCUUAGUGUAUCUGGCAAUAGACAGCAGGCCUUGCCUAAAAUGGGCUUUCCAAAUGAUGUUUUUAGCAACAAAAGCAACAUGUCCCAGCCCCGUGUACUUGCCAGAUUCUAUAUAUAGCAGAGAGCAGACACAAAAUAGCUGUUCUCCUCCCUAAAACUCCCACGGCCCCUUCAGUUUCUCCUUUCCAGCUCGGAGAGAGGAGGUGGCUCCGGGCAGGUUGUGCCUCCCCAAGGAGUUGGGGACAGAUCCCAGGAGGGUGGGACUUUUCUGGGGCGUUCAGUGCCACUGCUGGGGACCCAAAGUGUUGGUCUGAUGAUACAGUUUGGCUGAUUUUUCCAUGCCAUUUGACUUUCCUGCUCUAAAACCCAUCCCAGACAAGGUACUGAAUGGUCAGGAAGCAUUAACCUCAAAUCCCAAGCCUGUCCCGAGCCCAGCACACGGUCCCUGCCUCGCUCUCCUCUGCAGAAAACUGUUUCCUACUCAUCUGUGAUGCAGCUUCUCUCUCCCUCUGACUCCGUGUGCCAGAAAUAGCUCAUCAACCUGAUCCCUGAUGCACCAGUGAACGGGAGACGCUGCCCUGCAGCUGGGGCUCCUUCUACCUCCUGGGCACCUGGAUUUAAAACAGUCCCACGGCAAGCACACCGGAGCUGCUCCCUGUCCAAGGGCUGGUCUCCUGAGGCGCUGCUUCAGUGUCACCAAGAGAAACCCCUGAAGGCUUUUUAGGAAGCCACGGGGCAGGCAGUGCUGCUGGAGACAGUCCAUGCACACAAGAUCUGCGUAUGAGACUCGUCUCAUUCCCAGCAGCGCGUA